Messenger RNA from Varanus komodoensis (Komodo dragon), 1980 nucleotides. Its product is annotated as keratin, type II cytoskeletal 5-like. Gene Ontology annotation, cellular component: keratin filament. Gene Ontology annotation, molecular function: structural constituent of skin epidermis. The record is from RefSeq and is a predicted model, not a curated record. The transcript has 9 exons. Lineage: Eukaryota; Metazoa; Chordata; Lepidosauria; Squamata; Varanidae. Bases 1 to 1782 code for a protein of 593 amino acids. Gene Ontology annotation, biological process: intermediate filament organization; keratinization.
AUGAGUCGCGUAUCCUAUCGAGCAUCCACUGGAGGAACUAGCAGAGGUUUCACCUCUGGCUCUGCAAUUGUCGGUGGUGGUGGUGGUGGUGGUGGGAGAUCGAGCUACAGCUCCUACUCCGUCACUCGGGUUGGAGGAGCAAGAGGAGGUGGUGGUGGCUAUGGAGUCGGUGGUGGAUUUGGCAGCCGAAGUCUGUACAACCUGGGCGGAAGCAAGCGAAUCUCCUAUAGUACCAUGGGCGGAGGCUACCGAGGUGGCUUUGGUGGAGGUGCUGGUGCUGGUGCAGGAGCAGGCUUUGGCUAUGGUGUUGGUCUUGGCGCAGGUGGCGGUGGUGGCUUUGGUUUUGGAGGGCCUGGCUUUGUGAUGGCCGGACCAGGUUUUCCUGGAAGAGCUGGCCCAGGAUUCCCAGUGUGUCCACCCGGAGGCAUCCAAGAGGUGACCGUCAACCAGCACCUCCUGCAACCUCUCCACCUUGAGAUCGACCCAGAGAUUCAGAGGGUGCGCACUCAAGAAAGGGAACAGAUCAAGACCCUCAACAACAAAUUUGCCUCCUUCAUCGACAAGGUCCGAUUCCUGGAACAGCAAAAUAAAGUCCUUGAAACCAAAUGGGAUCUGUUACAACAGCAGGGGAUAACAGUUCGGCAAAGCAACAUCGAACCCCUUAUGGAAUCAUAUAUUGCCGGUCUCAGGAAGCAACUGGAUGCUCUGCAAAAUGACCGGGCAAGGUUGGACUCUGAACUGAGGAACAUGCAAGAUAUGGUGGAGGACUAUAAGAACAAAUAUGAAGAUGAAAUUAACAAACGUACAGGUGCAGAGAAUGAAUUUGUGGUGCUCAAGAAGGAUGUUGAUGGAGCCUACAUGAACAAGAUUGAACUUGGUAGCAAAGCAGAUGCUCUCAAUGAUGAAAUUGAGUUCCUGAAAGCACUGUACCAUCUGGAACUGUCUCAGAUGCAGCAGCAGGUUUCGGAUACCUCCGUCGUUCUCCAAAUGGACAACAACAGGAACCUGGACCUCAACAGCAUCAUUGCUGAGGUCAAGGCACAGUAUGAAGACAUUGCUAACAGGAGCCGAACUGAGGCGGAAUCCUGGUAUCAAAGCAAGUAUGAAGAGCUACAGGUCUCCGCUGGGCGCCAUGGUGAUGACCUUCGCAGUACAAAGACAGAAAUCACUGAGCUUAACCGGGUGAUCCAGAGGCUGAGGAGUGAAAUUGAUGCCUUGAAGAAGCAGUGUGCCAAUCUUCAGGCAGCCAUUUCUGAGGCUGAGGAUCGUGGAGAACUUGCCCUCAAGGAUGCCAGGCACAAACUGAAUGAAUUGGAGGAAGCCCUGCAGAAAUCGAAGCAGGACCUUGCACGACAACUCAAGGAAUACCAGGAGCUGAUGAACAUCAAGCUGGCCCUGGAUAUUGAGAUCGCCACCUACAGGAAACUGCUGGAAGGAGAGGAAAUCAGGCUGGCAGAAGGUGUUGGAAAUGUGAGCUACUCUGUGGUCAGCAACACCACCUCCACUGGAUUUGCAGGAGGAAGCUCCCUUGCGCUGGGAGGAGGACUCGGAGGAGGACUCGGAGCAGGACUCGGAGGAGGACUCGGAGGUGGUGGUGGUGGCAGCAUCAGCUACUCCAUGAGUAGUGGUGGCGGCUACGGCGCAGGCGGGUUGGGUUCUGGGGUUAGCCUGGGAGGUGGUAGCAGCUACAGCACUGGAGGUGGCCGCAUCUCCAGCGGUGGAGGAAGCUCCAGUGUGAAAAUUGUAUCAAAAACCACUUCCAGCAAGAAAGCCAUCUAUUAAAGGUUGGGCCCCUCCAGAAGGGCAAAUCGCAUCGCCAGCUGCCAGUCAAAGCUCUCCAACCCAUUGUGUAAAUAGCUCAGCAAACAGCUCUUCCCCUCUGAUACUUUUGCCUUUUCCAUACAAGUUUCACCUUUUCCAUACAACCGGGUUCAGCUGCAGCAGGUAGGCUGUGAAAGAAGAGAGCUGACCGCAUCAAGU